This is a messenger RNA of Struthio camelus australis, 4005 nucleotides long. Lineage: Eukaryota; Metazoa; Chordata; Aves; Struthioniformes; Struthionidae. The record is from RefSeq and is a predicted model, not a curated record.
UCAAUGGAACUCUGCAAGUCUCGGACCUUGCACUGCUGCAUGAUUUUGCAGGAGUGGAACCUUAGGUCAUGCUUCACAGUUGCACGAUCUGUACUUCCCAUCAAGGUGGCUAUUCCCAUGAUGCUGUGGUCUAUGCAUUACAAAAAUGUGGCAUUCGUCAUAUUGACACAGCAAAAAGAUAUGGCUGUGAAUCUCUUCUCCAAAAAGCCAUCAAAGACAGUGGUGUGAAGCGAGAAGACCUCUGGAUAACUACCAAACUGUGGCAUACUGAUUAUGGCUAUGAAAACACAAAAAAAGCCUGCCUGGAGUCAUGUAAAAGACUUGGUGUUGAAUAUCUUGAUCUUUAUUUGAUACACUGGCCUGAUGCACGUGUUCCAGGUAAAAGCAACCGAGAGGUCCGAGCUGAAACUUGGAGAGCCAUGGAGGAGCUCUAUGAGAAAGGUUUAUGUAGAUCAAUCGGUGUAAGCAACUUUCUUAUCAGUCAUCUUGAGCAGCUAGAGGAAGACUGUGUGGUUACCCCACAUGUUAAUCAGGUUGAAUACCACCCUUUCCAAAGACCUCAGGAGCUGGUGGAUUAUUGUAGGAGCAGAAAUAUUAUUUUCGAAGGCUAUUGUCCUUUAGCCAAAGGUGAAGCGCUCAUUCAUCCUACUGUCAUUCACCUGGCAAAGAAAUAUGGCAGAACUCCAGCACAGAUUUGCAUACGCUGGAGUAUACAGAAUGGGAUUGUGACUGUUCCAAAGUCCAUAAGAGCAGAAAGGAUACAGGAAAACUGCAAGGUGUUUGAUUUUGCAAUAGCAGAAGAUGAUGUUGAAAUUCUAAAUGGCAUGCAUGAUGGCAGACAUGUUUCCUGGGACCCAGGCCUUAUUGUGUGAAUGAAGCCUGUAGGCAUAACAAAGUAGAAGCCCUUCCAGAGAAAUCCAUCUACAAAUAAGCUGAUUGCAUGACUUCACAGUUGAGCAGCAAGCUCUAAGAGCCAGAUAAAGCAGCAUCUUCAUUAUUACUAAUCUUUUUCUCCUACUUGAAAUUCUGGUGAGUUUUGUUUAGCUUUUAUAAGCAUUAGCUUAGCCUUCACUUUGUAUUUGUCCAGGUAAUCUCAUUAACAAAUAUACUGUUUCCCAGGUGUUAUUGUAAAAUAUGUGUGUGUAUAUACAUAUACAUAAAUAUAUAUGUAUGUAUACACACACACACACACACACACGUAUACUCACAUACAUUGUUUAUAGAUAUGUUUUCAGACAUAUACCUGCAGGGUCUUUUAUCCACUGAGUAUUUGACUUCUACUCACAUUGGUUUGAUAUUUUAGGAGUUCCUGUGUCUAGAAAGGUAUGGAAAAUCUGACUAUGAUUUAUAUUGUGUGUGGACUUCCUGAGGCAGUUUUCCCAGUGCUGUUCUGCUUUAGUCAUAUCAUGAAACAAAGUUUCUUAGUUUUUUAUCAAGAAACAACUUACAGCAAUCAUGUAUUCUAGCCUGCAUUGUUUGUCCUCAAAGCAGAGCUUCUAUACAACUUGACUAAAAUACAGACAAUUUUUUUUCUUUUGAUAAUAACUCCUUAGCAUAAUCAGCUGGUUAAUAUUUGUAAACAUUUCAGAGAAAAUUUGACUAGAAAAAUUUGAACCGUUGUAUCAUUUUAAAAAUACAAGGUGUUGUAUGAAAUGCUGCCCUCACUAAUACCUGUAUAAUGUACUGUCCCAAGAAAGAGAUGCAAUCUACACAGUAAAGGUUAUUUUCCAGCUUUUCAACUGUGGCCUGCAGUUUGGGGUGCUCCAAUAUCUGGGAAUGCAAGUUUAGGUGUCUAAAAGUUGCAGUGUAUCUGGCUUAACUGGUGUGAUGUGGGGUCCAAUAUUUCCAAAAAGUAAUACAUAUUUAUAAAAUUCAGGUCAUUUUUAGGGUUUUGUAGCAUUUGCAAAAAAUGACGGCAGACUCGGUGAAAACCAGAAAGAAUUCACACAGAUAAACCUUUCUACCUCUGCGUAUCAGCUAACUCUUCUGAAAAGUCACUUUAUAGGAAUAUGCCCUAGUGUAAUAGUUUGCUCAGAUUUUAGCAGUAGGACAAAAAUACAGUGCUUAUACUAUUGUACUUUUGCUUCCGUACAAUGUAUCAGAAUUCAUAGCACAGUGAAUCACUUGCCCAGCGUUCACCAAAGUGGGUGAGGUUUUUUUUUGCCAGUGAAGAUGAAGACUAGUUCAGAAACUACAGAGGAGAAGUUGGAGUUUUACCUCUAGUUCUCUCUAAAGAAGUAGUUAUCAUGUCAACAUACUAUCCCCUUUUCAAGUGUAAAUGAUGUCUACAAAGUGAAACAGACCGACCUCUAUGUAAGCUAAUAAGUUUUUUGCUUUAGUAUUACCAGGACGCUAUUAAUUAAGAUUAACUACAUGGUUGGAUGUCCCGUAUUAGCCUGAACAGCUCUUAUUUUCCUGCACUCAUUUCUGACUACUUGCCUCCCAUGUUCUGAGCUAAACAGAACUAAACCAUUUUCAUUCUAAUCCCCCAUACAGAUGACUGUAGGUUACAGUGAGGAUGGCUUCCUAACUCAUUAUCGUAUUUUAUUAUUCCCUCUGUCAAAGAUAUUUUAUUCUUGCUUUUGCAACUGCUUUUGCUAGGAAGUCAAGCCACCAUGUUAUCUGAUCUACAUUAUAUCCAAGCAAUGCAGUGAGUAACGAAAGGAAUAAUCAGAUAGAGACAGUACUUGCUAUAAAAGCCUAGUUCUAGUUAAGGAACAGUUAUGGAAAGUUACAGUUUUAGUCCAAUACUCACUUUUCUAACUACCUUCAGACUUAACUAUUGUUGUUUCAGGAUUUUUUUCUAGGGUGGCUUGUUUUUGUUUUUGUUUUUUUUUUUAAUUAUUUUUUCCCUAGCAGUUCCUUUGCUACUUGGUAGUGGCUUUAGAAUUAUGGAAAUAUUCCAUAUUUCCAAUAUAUGGACGUAAGAGUUAAAUUUUAAGUAGUAACUAUGUACAAAGUCAAGUGUAUUUUGAGCUAAUAUGAGCUUUUUAAUUGCUAAGACUCAGCCCACCCACGUUAUCUUUCUCCCAGGUGUGCUGUGCUGUUUUACACAUUGUGCCAUCACUAAUCACCAGCAUUGUUUUCUGCUAGAAGCUGCAGCUCCCUCGAGAGACUGGAAUCCUGCUAUCUCCUGCCUGCUUGGAAUAUAAUGCAUCUUAUCAAUGUGGCUUGCUUUCCUUUGAAUUACAGCUUUCACAAUUGUGCUAGUUAAUUUAGAAGCCUUCCAAAUCCUCUUUAGGUUUUGAUCAGGUUGCACAGGGAAAGACUAACUCAAUGGAUUCAUAUUUUAAACUCCUCUCUACAACUAAAUUGAUGUUACAAAUGUGGAAGAUAGUUUUCUUUUUAAAUAAAGGCUACUGCAGAAUGAUAAGCCCACAUAAAGUCUUCUAAACCAACAUUUCUAAAGUACAACAAAUUUGAUCAAAAUUUCAAGGAAGUAAUACAACUAAUAAGCAAUUGGAAAGUGAUGAAAGUCAAUGAGAUUUAGGGUUGCAGUGAACAGUGAUGUCCUGUAAUAGAAGGAGAACCUAGAAGACCAAAGGCAUGUAGAAGUGCUGAACAUACGAAACCGGGAAGUUUAACUCCAUUCUUAAUUUCCUCUUUGAUCAGUUCCCUGGAGGUGCUCAUUUUUAAGACUUUCUUUUUUAACUCAGGAUUUCAUCUCAAGUGAAUCUUUGAAAGAUACAGUGCACGUUCUUUCCCAGGGCUGAAACUCCUCCUCCUGUCCUUACUUGCAUAAUACAAGCUUUCUCUAAAGAGAAAACUUUUAUACCUUUCUGCAAUUACACUUGUUAAGAUAUAGCAAUAUAUGCAUUUUAUCAUUGUAACCAUCAUCUUGCCGAUAGGACUAGGAACUGCUACUGAAAGUCUAAGGCACUUUUUCCUCCAUGUUAUGUAAGUUAUUUAUGGUCAUGAGGGCACCCCUCUCUAGUUAAGAUAAAUUUUAUCUUAUUUAAAAUAAGAGUUUUGUCAGUAUUAUCCACCUAAGUGCAGUCAUCUCUC